Exophiala xenobiotica is the source of this 1344-nucleotide messenger RNA. RefSeq lists its product as uncharacterized. The record is from RefSeq and is a predicted model, not a curated record. Bases 115 to 975 code for a protein of 286 amino acids. Gene Ontology annotation, molecular function: oxidoreductase activity. The transcript has 2 exons. NCBI's taxonomy places the organism in Eukaryota, Fungi, Ascomycota, Eurotiomycetes, Chaetothyriales, Herpotrichiellaceae.
AAAAAAGACCACAUACAUAGAACAAUCACCAUUCAUUGAUACAAAUAUUUCCUCCAACACCUACCGGGUAGUCGACAACAUUUUUCCAAGUCUUCCACUCUCUUCUGCCUCACCAUGUCCUCCCUCACGAUCAACGACACCCUUGCGCUACCCAAUUCCUCCGUACGCAUACCCCGCCUAGGUUUCGGGGUCUACCGGUCGUCUCCAUCGGUGUGUGUGCAGUCAUGCCUCACUGCCCUCCAAGCUGGCUACCGCCACAUCGACACUGCCCAGUUCUACGCCAAUGAAUCCCAAGUCGGCGAAGCUGUAAAGAAAUCGGGUCUUCGCCGCUCCGACAUCUUCGUCACCACAAAGAUCCUCUCUGCAGGUGGCAGCGUGGAGAAAUCAUAUCAAAAGUGCGUGGACAGUGUAAGCAGGAUAGACGAAGGCACAGGGAACAACAAAGGCUAUGUGGAUUUGUUCCUGAUACACAGUCCCAAUGCUGGAAGCAAAGCUCGGAAAGAGAUGUGGCAGGCGCUUGAGAAGUUGUACGAGGAAGGCAAGGCAAGGAGUAUAGGCGUCAGUAACUUCGGGGUUGGUCAUAUCGAGGAGAUGAAGAGCUAUGCAAAGGUCUGGCCACCGCAUGUCAAUCAGAUUGAGUUACACCCAUGGUGCCAACAACGGACUGCAGUGGAAUACUGCCACAAGCAGGGAAUCGUCGUCGAAGCGUACUCACCCCUGGUGCGGAACUAUAAGGCCAACGACCCAGUCCUGGUCGGAUUGGCAAAGAAAUACAACAAGACUACCGCUCAGAUAUUGAUCCGAUAUUGCUUGCAGAAGAACUGGGUGCCGCUGCCGAAGAGCGACAAUGCGGAUCGAAUAAAGCAGAACGCGGACGUCUAUGGGUUUGAUAUCGCGGCUGAUGAUAUGAAUACUCUUGACUCGCUGGACCAGGGAGAUGCAGGUGCAAUUGUACAGGCUGUGAGCAACUCGUGAAGAUUUGAAGAACAGAACAGAACGGGUAGGACGCAAAGUUCAGGCUAGAAAUGAAUCUGGCGUGAUGUCCCCGAAAACAAGAACUUCGAAUACAUUUAACCACCAACGUGCGGCGGCCUUCUGACUACUGCUUAGCGAUUGAAAUCAACAAAGCAAAGUCCACGUCGCUUCUUCUCCAUCUCGCAGUUAACCGCGUGUCAAAAUUUAUGAUCACUAUCCACAAUCCAGCCUUGAAGCCACCCCAGGGCGGGAUAUCUCUCCUUCCUUCAGAUGGUCUACAAGAUGUGUCCGAAGUUCUCCUUUUCCGCCACGUCUUGAAAGAUCAAGGCUUGCAAUCAUGAUACCUGACUCACGGCUCAGCAAAGGAGG